GUGCCCCGAGCGCGCGUGCGGAAGGCAGAAGGGCAGGAAGUCGAUCUUGUGCAGCGAGGGUGGCGGCACCGCGCAGGGGACCGCCGGAGCCUUCCUUAUUUAUGUGUCUGCCGGCAUUUGCCUUCUUCUCCCAAGACUUCAGGGAGCGUCUCUGAGCUGCGUUCCCCACGCGUGAGGCACGGAAGGGCUGGAUGUCUGAACAACAUGAUUAUCCACUAACCUCCAAACUCUCCUUUUUUUAACCCAAAGAAUAUCGGUGAUUUUUGUCCACUGCUAGCAGAAGAAGAGAGAACCCAAGGCCCUUGAAAUGCAGCAAAAUCCUUAUUUAUAAAACCAGGCCCUAGGUAGUGACAUGCAAACCCCCUCUGCUCAGUGAGUUUUCUAUCCUAUGGAUAUCGGCCUUGAGAUUUGAGAUUGGAGAGCAGUACCGUCUGCACUGGGUCCCGCAGCCUCCGUCCUUUCAAUGCCCAGUUUCCUCUGGGACUGCUGGCCUUCCCUGGGGAUCAGAGCGGUACUGUGUGCCAUGGGCUGUAUUCAGAGCAUCGGGGGCAAAGCCAGAGUCUUCCGGGAAGGCAUUACGGUGAUCGACGUGAAGGCCUCUAUCGACCCCAUCCCCACCAGCAUCGAUGAGUCCUCCAGCGUGGUGCUCCGCUACCGGACACCCCACUUCCGUGCCUCUGCCCAGGUGGUCAUGCCGCCCAUCCCCAAGAAGGAGACCUGGAUAGUUGGCUGGAUUCAGGCGUGCAGCCACAUGGAGUUCUACAACCAGUAUGGGGAGCAGGGCAUGUCCAGCUGGGAGCUCCCGGACCUCCAGGAAGGCAAGAUCGAGGCCAUCAGCGACUCGGACGGGGUGAACUACCCCUGGUACGGCAACACGACGGAGACCUGCACCAUUGUGGGCCCCACCAAGAGAGACUCCAAGUUCAUCAUCAGCAUGAACGACAACUUCUACCCCAGCGUCACGUGGGCCGUGCCCGUCAGCGAGAGCAACGUGGCCAAACUGACCAACAUCUACCGGGACCAGAGCUUCACCACGUGGCUGGUGGCCACCAACACCUCCACCAACGACAUGAUUGUCCUGCAGACGCUGCACUGGCGCAUGCAGCUCAGCAUCGAGGUGAACCCCACCCGGCCCCUGGGCCAGCGCGCCCGGCUGCGGGAGCCCAUCGCCCAGGACCAGCCCAAAAUCCUGAGCAAGAACGAGCCCAUCCCGCCCAGCGCCCUGGUCAAGCCCAACGCCAACGAUGCUCAGGUCCUCAUGUGGCGGCCCAAGUAUGGGCAGCCGCUGGUGGUGAUCCCGCCCAAGCACCGGUAA
Messenger RNA from Phacochoerus africanus (Common warthog), 1315 nucleotides. RefSeq names its product family with sequence similarity 78 member A (gene FAM78A). The transcript has 2 exons. The record is from RefSeq and is a predicted model, not a curated record. The coding region runs from base 464 to 1315 and encodes 283 amino acids. Lineage: Eukaryota; Metazoa; Chordata; Mammalia; Artiodactyla; Suidae.